AUGGGAUCGGAGCUUCCAAUGUCUUCUCAUCUUGAAGAAGCCCUUCACUUCCUUCUCAAGAACCAGAAACAUGAGAAUUCAGCAUGCCAUAGUUGCACACAUCAACAAGAUUCUGAAUGGAUCUUAGAGGCAGACACAUGGUCUCAAUUAGAGGCGGUUCGAAAGAUGCUUUGCCAACGACCCGCAGUCCCUCAAAUCCCUGCCGACACUCUCACCCAUAUCGAAGCCGUCAUCAAACACCACAAUAACCACAAAUUGCACACAUCAGCCAAUUCGAUCAAUCCUAGCACAACGAUAACUCGUCAUGACGAAGCCAGUCCCGAGAAGUCUACACUGAAUCUAUCGAUCUGGAAGGGCGAUAUCACAACACUCACCGAUAUAACGGCAAUCGUCAACGCCGCCAAUACUCAACUUGAAGGCUGCUUCCAACCUGAACAUCGAUGCAUCGAUAAUGUCAUUCACUCCGCUGCUGGGCCCCAACUUCGAGACGCCUGUCAUGAUGUUAUCGUUUCACAGGGAUACAGAGAACCCGUCGGUUCUGCAAAAAUAACACCUGGAUUCAACCUCCCCGCCCCAUGGGUUCUACACACCGUUGGUCCACAACUAAGUCCUAGACAGAAACCUCAAGCACAUCACAGAGCUCAGCUCGCUUCUUGCUAUAGAGCUUGUCUUGAUGCUGCAGAUUCUUUGCCUCCUUCAUCAAAUGGAAAGAAAAUCGUUGUCUUUUGCUGCAUCUCCACGGGACUAUUUGCUUUCCCUGCUGACACAGCUGCGACCAUUGCAGUUGAGACUGUUGUAUCAUGGUUUCGAGAUCGAUCAACUUCUUCCAUCACGGAUGUUAUUUUUGAUACAUUUCUCGAGAGUGAUGAGGUUCUUUAUCGAGGUUUAUUGGAGACUUUACCUGGUCGGGUCCCCUCACUCGCUCCUGAAGACGCUAUCCUUGUUCAACCCAGCCCUCCCACAUCAGUUCCCGUUCCAGCAGUUCCCAUAUCUAGUGUACCAAUUCUGAAAGCUCGCGAAUGGCUUGCAGGUGCUUCUCAUCUUAUCAUUACAGCGGGUGCAGGCUUAUCAGCUGCAGCGGGGUUGGAUUAUACCUCGACUACACUCUUCCAGUCACAUUUCCCUGCUUUCAAAGCGAAAGGUCUGCACAGGUUAUACGAUGUUUUCGGGUAUAACGGGUGGGAUAAUCCAUGUCAAAAAUGGGGAUACUACUUCCUUCAUCUUGAUAUGGUCCGCAAAUGGCCUGUUUCACCUAUAUACGGACUCUUACAUGAGCUCGUGAACGAAUUCUCGUCCGCCUCGGCUGUACCUUCAUCUUCAAAGUACCACAUCCGCACAACAAAUGCAGAUGGAUUCUUUGUGAAGAAUGGGUUCCCUGCUGAGAAUAUCUCGACUCCGCAGGGUCAGUAUGCGUUUUUGCAGUGUUUGAGGAAGUGUAGAGCUGAUGCAGUGUUCGCUUCUGAGCCUUUUCUUAAGGCUACGUUACCAUUUAUCGAUCCUGUCUCGCAAAGUCUUACGAAUGAGGAACUUGUGCCGAUGUGUCGUUAUUGUGGUGGAGAGGUGACGAUCUGUGUGCGUGGUGGAAACUACUUCAACCCUGCACCAUUUCAUGCACAGGAGAAAGUCUGGAAAAGAUUUCUGGAGCGAGUCCAUGAACUGGAUCGUGGGACUGAACACAGUAUGGAGACUGGCAGUGAUGACUUCAAUGGUACAGUUAUCUUGGAGUUGGGAGUUGGGGUAAAUACUCCCGGUGUGUUACGGUGGCCGAAUGAGGAUCUCAUCGAAUCGUCGAGUGGAGUUCGAUUGAUUCGCGUUGGCAUGGAUGCUUCUGGAUGUGUUCCUUGGGAGAUGGAAGAGGAAGGUCGAGCGAUUGGGAUUCUGGGAGAUAUUGGCAUAGCGCUCAAGAUGCUUGUUUCGAAAUGA
Penicillium malachiteum is the source of this 1923-nucleotide messenger RNA. RefSeq lists its product as uncharacterized. The record is from RefSeq and is a predicted model, not a curated record. The coding region runs from base 1 to 1923 and encodes 640 amino acids. The transcript has a single exon. Lineage: Eukaryota; Fungi; Ascomycota; Eurotiomycetes; Eurotiales; Aspergillaceae.